AUGGAUCCCUCCCCCAACAAUGCCGCCAUGUAUGAUGCGCGAAGGCGACGCGGCUCCGUCGGUACAUCCCAACUCUUCGAUACCAUCGUAUCAGCUUCCAACUUCGACAGAGAUGAGGUGGAGAGACUUCGCAAGCGGUUCAUGAAACUCGACAAGGAUAGCUCCGGUACCAUCGAUCGAGAUGAAUUCCUCUCCCUUCCCCAGGUGUCCUCGAACCCGCUUGCAACGAGAAUGAUCGCAAUCUUCGACGAAGACGGCGGUGGCGACGUCGACUUUCAAGAAUUCGUCUCGGGUCUAUCAGCCUUCAGCUCCAAGGGCAACAAAGAAGAGAAACUCCGCUUUGCAUUCAAAGUCUACGACGUCGACCGAGACGGCUACAUCUCCAACGGCGAGCUGUUCAUCGUAUUGAAGAUGAUGGUCGGCACAAACCUGAAGAACGACCAGCUGCAGCAGAUUGUGGAUAAGACGAUUAUGGAAGCGGACAAGGACCGUGACGGGAAGAUUAGUUUCGAGGAGUUUAUGGAGAUGGUUGAGAAUACGGAUGUGAGCUUGAGCAUGACAUUGAGUAUGUCUUUCCCCAUCUUCCCUAUGGCACCAGGUCUACAUGAAUUGGAACUAAUUGACCUCAGACUAUAUUUAAGCAUGGCAUUUAAUAUUGUCUUCUGUUGCCAUGUUUCUUGUCCAUAUUUCUGGUUCUGA
This is a messenger RNA of Aspergillus chevalieri, 699 nucleotides long. It is a transcript of the gene cnaB, whose product is annotated as calcineurin regulatory subunit B. NCBI's taxonomy places the organism in Eukaryota, Fungi, Ascomycota, Eurotiomycetes, Eurotiales, Aspergillaceae. Bases 1 to 699 code for a protein of 232 amino acids. The record is from RefSeq and is a predicted model, not a curated record. The transcript has 4 exons. Gene Ontology annotation, molecular function: calcium ion binding; calcium-dependent protein serine/threonine phosphatase regulator activity.